GACGUUGAUCAUUGACUUUAUCUGAUUUGUCAUAUUUAUUUACAUACUCAUUUCAGUUUAUUAGGGAAAUUUGGAAGUUAUAUUUUGUUGCAUGCAAAUACUCAGUUAUAAGAUGCACCCCAAGUUUUGAGCAGAUUUUUGAUCAAACAAGGAUAUUUUUUUGUAGAAAAUGGUGCGCCAUAUAAGUAAAUAAAUAUGGUAUAAGGAGUGUACAUACUCAUAGUAUAUCCAACAGGCAAUUUAUGAGAAUAAAACAGAAUUAUUUUAUGACCAUCUACUGAACUUCUGGUACUAACAGACAUUGAAUGAAAGUUUUUAGAAAUCCCUUACUAAAUUUAUCCAUUUUUUUAUUAGCUUCUUCAGGGAAAAAAGUUGGGGAGAAUCCUCAAAAUGAAAUAAGUCAUGGAGCUUCAACCAAAAGUUACUGUCAUCAGCUUUCACAACCAACUGUUGAUACGGGUAACAAUCAUGAUACAGAUAGUGACCAGGUGACAGAGUCGGCUGAAAAUUUUCCUGUCCAUCUGACAGUAAGCGACCUAGAGGUAGAAAUUGGUGCAGGCAGCUCUGAGGGUUCUGGAAGCCAGCCAGUCAAAGAAAUGCCCACUGGAGAUCCAAAAUCAGUUUCCCCCAGAGGAGCAGGUUUGGUUUGUCUUUGGUUUGUGUUUUCCACGACUUUCAGUCUAAAUGCUUAUGAUAGUAUUGCUAACAGAGAACACUAUUUUUGUAAAAAAAGAAAUGAAUAAAUAAUAAAAAGAUGAAAAUCAAACUUUCUGGGAGCACAAUAAUCACAAAGGUUAAUUUAUGGACAACCAUCUACAAAUUGGUUCAAAUGGUUCUCUUAUCUACUCAUUCUAAGGAACAGUUUUUCUGCAGUUUUAGUUGUUUGGUGUCGUGCUAUUUUGCAGUUUGUAGUGAGCCUAGGUGGAAAUUAUUCUAAACACAGGUGAUUUGUGUUUUCUUUGAUCUAGGUAAAUCAGCUUAAUUGAUCAUGACUCCAUUAUGAAGAAAACUUUGAAUUGAAAUACCUAAUUUAACAUCAUUUACUAGAUCACUUCCUAAAUUCUUGAUCUAUUUUUUAUUUAUUUCCAUAUUGUAUUACCUUCUCCAGGGAAACAAGAUAGUGGGGUGCAACAAGUUGGAAAGGCUGCUGAACACAGUGAUUACCAUCACAGCUUACCUUUGGUUAGUGUAAAUAUGGGUUGUGUUUUUAUAAAAUUGUAGACAGUUCUACAAUCUCUUUUCUCUAUUCCUUUAGUAUUGUCCAAAAUCAUGAUGAAAUCCCUCUAUUAACCAAUAUAUCAACCCUAAUGGCUAAUAUUUAUAUGAACAUAUUUUUAUUCAAAAGGGUUCAAAUUGGAAUUCUGAUCCUGGUAUAUAAAGCCAAUAGCCUGUUGAACAAAAUUAUUGUUUUUGGUCAUGGUCUUUAAUUCAAUAUGGAGUAUUUCUUUGUAUUUACAACUGUCAUGUGUGUCCCUUUCUUUCAGGGCCAAGAUACAGUGCCAAACUUAUUAACUGAAGAUUUUAGGGAAGCAAAAGAGGUUUGUUGUCAAACUGCAUGUAACUGCUAACACUAAGUUUAUCAAACUGUCCCUUUUCUAACAUGGUUCAUUGUGGUUAAGUGAAGUUUUUUGUCAUCAAUAUGAUACAGAUAUAAAAACAUGACUUUGUGCAGGCAAUGUUCAUAGUUGAGUUAUUAACAUGCAUUGAUUUUUUUUAAUGCUAGGUUUACUUUAAGAAAUUACAAGAGGAAAAUGAGGAUCUUAAAAAGGUGUGUGUUUUGAUUAAUUUAAGUAACCUCUCAGUGUUAAAAUGUUUUGUAUGACACACAUUAUCAUUUAUUUCCAGAAAAUUUGGCCUUUAAACUGACAAAGCCUUUAUAUUUUAGAUAUACAGCCAGUCUUUCAGUUCCACUCUUUAAAAGCAUUUACAUGUAUUACUAGUUAGGAUCUAACAGUACUUCAGAUUACUUUUAAUUCUUGAGUCUUUUGGUAGGCAUUUUUAUUGAAACAGGUUAAGUAUAGAGUAUAGAGUUCAACUUCUACAUUAUAGUGGCAUUUAGAGCAAAAUAGCGAUGCUGUACUGUACAUAGCUCAACAGAUAAAAAAUACUUCCAUGAUGAAUGUAACUUCAAACAGAAACUUUCAAAAAAAAGAGUUCAGGUAACAGGCAGAUUUACUGCUUGUCUUAGUCUUUAAGUCUGUCUGAUUCAUUUUGUCAAAAUUUUGACUUUAUUUUAAAUGUCCUCUUUUCACCUCUCCACAGGUCGUAGAGAAGAAAGCUGGUGAGGUGAAGGCUUUGCAAAAAGAGAUUGAGGUAUUAAGAAUUUUUUUUUCUUAUUUUACGCAAUCUGUGAAAAUUUGUGCAAAUAUUGGUAUGGAAUUUUGGCAUUUUUCUGAAUUGUGUCAUCUUAGUGUGGUUGUCAGUUUCCUGCAUAUCUGGUUUAUAAGAUAUUUUGUGUUACUUAUCAGGUGAAGAAAAUAUGAUGGUCAUUCAAUUGUCAUCAUUGUUAUUAUUAUUAUUAUUAUUAUUAUUAUUAUUAUUAUCAAUAAUUAUUUGCACUCUAACUGUUUCCUGUAGAUAUUUUUCCAGUUUUUCUCUGGUUUCUGCCGUUCCUUUAUUUUAGGUUAAUUUCUGAGCUGCAACUUUUGAAGUUGUGGCCACUAUGUUAUGCUGGCGGGUGUAUAUUAUUAGAUACCCAUGAAUUAUUUUUCUCUGGAUGAUUGGCUAAUUAUAGAUCACAGGACCUUGCACAAAGAGGGAUGGUGUUAUGGUUUUCUGUCUCAGGGUCAUUGCACAUUUGCACAUAUAUGUGAGGCCAAAUCAGGGUUCAAAGCAAUUCUGUGCUAAUUAACUUGAACCCUUAUUGGUUUUAGUACAGGAUACAUUUUCAUCCAAUGUUUCUCUCCAGGGACCAAUCAUAAAAAGAAAUAUACUGUGUUAUGUUGUGUUUUGUCAAUAUAUGCAAGUUUGUCAUUGGCUUGUGGCUCUUUUUUUUUUAAUACUGACUGAGCAACUUUUUUAGGAAAGCUCCACCCGAGAAUCAGAGAAGAAUGAGUUGAUCAAAAAACUGCAACAGGUUUGAUUCUUUUUUUAAGUACACUUAUUUAAGUACUUUGUAGUGAGAUGUUCAUUUAGGAAACACUGUUAUUCAAUAAAUAACAGAUUUAGGCAUCAAUCAUUUCUUAUGAUAUAAAUUUGUGGACAAUAUCAGCCUCAUGGACAUAGUGUAUAUAUAUAUAUAUAUAUAUAGUCAUGAGAAUUUAGAUGGUUUUUGAUCAUUUCGUACACCAGUGGUUUUGCACCUAACAAGGUCUCUACCAACUGCUUGUGUGAAAGGAGCUAUUAUUAUAUAAACAUCAGUGAAGUACUAAGUGCGUUUUCACACCAAAACAUGAUAUCUCCACACAUGAAAGUGAUAUGUUAUCAUCAUAUUAUUGAUUGAUUAAGUAUUUCAUUGGUGUUAACAUAGAAAAUAGAAAAUUACAUGGCCACUUGGAGAUUUGAAAUUGCUAUUCUCGUUUUAAAAAUAUCUUACUUGCUUCUCCACUUACUUGUGAAAUAUUUUUUAAUACUCAAAGAGAAAUUUCCUAUCUCAACGUGACCUUGUACUAUCCUUUACUUCCUUCCCCUUCGACUUUUCCUUUCCAUCUUUUUCCUUCUUUUCUUGCUCCUUGUCCUCUUCUUCGUACCUUUUCACCCCCCUCUUGUUUUCUCAUUUACCUUUCCUGCCCCCUUUAUGUCCACCCUCUCUUUACUUCCUUCCCCCUUCAACUUCUCCUUUCCAUCUUUUUCCCUCUUUUCUUGCUCCUAAUAUCCUCUUCGUCCUACCUCUCCACACUCCUUGUGUUCUCUCCUUUACCUUUCCUGCCCCCUAUAUGUCCACCCUCUCCUUUGCUUCCUUACCCUUGAACUUCUCCUUUCCAUCUUUUUCCCUCUUUUCUUGCUCCUUAUCCUCUUAGUCCUUCCUCUCCACACUCCUUGUGUUCUCUCCUUUACCUUUCUUGCCCCCAUUACCUCCACCUUCUCUUUACUUCCUUCCCCCUUCAACUUCUCCUUUCCAUCUUUUUCCCUCUUUUCUUGCUCCUUAUCCUCUUUGUCCUUCCUCUCCACACUCCUUGUGUUCUCUCCUCUACCUUUCCUGCCCCCAUUACCUCCACCUCUCUUUACUUCCUUCCCCCUUCAACUUCUCUUUUCCAUCUUUUUCCCUUUUUUUUCCUCCCUCCUUAUCCUCUCCAUUACUUCCUUCCCCCUUUCCCCCAUUCCCCUUUAACUUCUCCUUUCCGAUUUUUUUCCUUUUUUUUCUUCCUCCUGAUCCCUUUUUUCCUACCCCCUAUACCCCUCUUGUUCUCUUCUCUACCUUUCCUGCCCCCUAUACCUCCACACCUCCUUUAAUUACUUCCCCCUUCAACUUUUCCUUUCCAUCUUUUCCCCUUUUUUUCCUCCCUCCUUGUCCUCAUCUUCCUACCUCUUCACCCCCCCUCUUUUUUUCUCAUCUACCUUUCCUGCCCCCCCAUACUUCCCCCUCUUCUUUCCCUUAUCAUUCUAUCAGAGCUUUUCAAAUGUUUGACUAGUGUGAUGAUCCUUUGUAAUCAUGCUGUGUUAGUUUAGGAAUAUUGAUUAAUCUUAUUGAUUGAAUUGGAUAUCUAUCCCUUUGGGAGAGACGUUGACAGUUUUAGAUUGCAGAACUCUGCUUUGUUCAAUUUAUACUCAAUUUACAGAGAAAAAGAAAAUACAUUACAUGGUCACUAAUAAUAAAAAAAACAUUAAAUAAGAAAAUAUUAUAAAAGAACAAAGGAAUUAACAUUACUAACAAUUCUGGUUUCCAACUCCUCCACCUGGUGUAAGGCCAGUCCAACAGGGUUUUGUUAACUAACAUACAUUAUUUUACUGUGUGCAAAUAAGUUUCGAUGUGCAAAACACUCAUCAAUAGUAAUUUUCUCCUUUUAAACAUUUUAGAUGUAUCAGUGGAAGGAGGGUGAAUGCAAUAAAUUAAAGGAGGUAGAUUCUUUUUUGAAUAUUCCAAAUAUGUUCAAUUUAAUAUUAAUUUACUACAAUUACCUUAUAAAAUAAGGGUUACAAUAAGGCAUUGACCUACUUCUGGCAGUACUUCCAAAUAUCACUUGUCAGUGACACACAAACAACUUUACCAUUGACUAACUUCUAAAUGAAAAAUGUGUUUUGACACUGCAUUCUGCAUGCAUGUUCCUGAGCAUGUCACUUGCUUGAAAUUAGUUAUAAUUCUUUCCCCUUCAUCUUCACCUUCCCAUCCUUUUCUUUCUCUCCUUCUGUUGAUUUAAUUUCAGAGAAUGGCCCGAAAUCAACUAAGAAUAUCUUGAGAUAUGUUUGAUUCACAGUAAGAAAAUAUUGACUAUAAUGAUCUUUAUAUCACUUGAAUGCAGGACCAAGAGAAUCAGGCCAGGCAGAUUGAGGCUCUUGAAAACAAAGUUCAGGUAUUGGGAAGAUUUGCAGCCUAUCUUCAAUGUUUUUAUUACAGUAACUACACUUCUGAUUUAUUUUGUCAAAAAUAAUUUCACGAUUGAAUGUACUAAUGUCACCUCUCUCAAGGACCUGGAGAAGGAAACUGGUCAGGUGGAGGAUUUGGAGAGUAAGAUUGAGGUAUUAGGAACCUUUUUGCCUAUUUUAUGAAUAAAUUUUAAAAAAGCUAAGAAAGUUCAAACAUAGUUUGUGAAAAUUGGUGUAUGACAGUUUGGUCUAAAUGUUGGUAUGAAGAUUUGGCAUUUUUCAGAAUUAUGCAUGUCAUUUUAAUUUGAGUAUCAGACUUUUCUGGAUCAUAAUCUACUGUGUAUAAGAUUUAUUUGUGUUAUUCAUCAAGUAAAGAAAAUAUGAUCAAAUAUUUAGUAACAUUUUUAUUAUGAUAAUAAUGAUUAAAAAUAAUAAUAAUUAUUAUUAUUAGUAGUAUUAAUUAUUUGUACUGCAACAAAUUACACCACCCUAGCUGUUAACUUAUAAUAGAGACUGCUCCAGCAUUUCUCAGGUGGAGGAAUAAAUUUGUUUAAAUUUCCCUUGAGUCCACUUUGCUUUGUGUUUCUACAGUCAAGUAGUUUUUAUAAAUUAUGACUAACUAUUGUUGUUUUAACAACCUUGUUGAUCAAGUCUCUUGAGAAGCAAUGUGAAAAAUUUAAAACAGACAACGACAACUUACAUCAAAAUGCCAUGUUUCUUGUCAAGGUAGGUACAUACAAACUUAUUUUUCUCAAUUAUAAUUUCCUUGUGAUGCAAUUUCACUAUGAUGAUCAUCGAAAACAAAAUAGAAAUUGAUCUUGCAUCUUAAAGUAAAACCUUAGUACAAAGUAAAUCAAAUUUAAUGAAUGCAAGUUAUGUUAUCAAUAAUUUUUUUAGAUUAAUGGUUACUGUUAAUUUUGAUCUCUCUUGACUGUUUUGCUAACAUUGAUUUAUUAGGCUUCCAAAUGGUGCACCCAGAUAUUAAUAUAAUUGAUAUAUAUAUAAAAUGUUCAACAUUCUUUUCUGGUUCUUAAUUACAAAUAGCAAGAAGGCAAGGCAUGCGAGGCAUGUGAACCAUUGCAAAAUGCACGUUUUUAAGGAAACCUUUUUACACAGAAAUAUAUAAAAAGUAUUAUAGUAAUGUAUUGUUGGAUUGUGGUCAAAGUCUACGUCAAACGAACAAAUUUUGACUUUCUCUCCCCUACUUAGAUGGAUUUUCUAUCCCAAUCUCUCAACAUGUUCAUGUGUAGAAUCAUUCCUUGUACAAUCUUUCUUGUGGGAAUUGAGCAUCCUUGUCACUUGUUAUUCUUAAGGCUUUGGAUUUUGCAGCAUUUUACUGCAUUUACAUGAUGCAAAUAUGCCCAUACAUACUAUGCCUUCUUUUUUCAUAAUGUAGUUAUUUCAUAGUAGAAAGCUGUUAUACUACAUUGCAUUAAGAAUAAAAGGUAGAAUGUGAGAGGAACCACUGUAACCCAUGAUCAAUAAGCAAAAUAAUUGUGAUGAAAUACAGUCUAUAUUCUCCACUAAAAUUGCAAUUAUUACAAAGAAAUACAGUCAUCCCUUAGGUUAUCGAUGUUAAUAUUAAGGAUGUGUAGUUGCAUUUUUAUACAUUCCUGACAGUUGGAAAUUGUUUCUAUAGUUUGUCUUUAUGCCUUGCAGGCUUUGCACCAUGCCUUGAAUGCCUUGUAAUAAAGUCUUCUUUUCUGGUUUCAGGAAUUAAGAGAAAAGACGGAAGAACUUGACAUUGUUUCCCAGUACAAACAAGAAAUUCAGAAUUUGGAGGUAGUCUUUUUUUAGGCUUAGUUGUCUUGCCUUUGUGUAUUAACUUCUGGGGAGAGGGGGUGAAUUAUAAGGGUAAUUGCAUGUGUGGUUUUUACCAUCUGUUCUAGCGGCAAAAGUAGCCAUUGGAUUGCACCUCUACAGAGUUUUGUUUUGAUGCCUUACAUUUAACUUUUUAUCUAUAAUGUGUAAACUUAUGCUUCCAUAGCUUCCAUUUUUACUUAAGAUUCUUAAUAUAGACAGUUAAAUGUAACUUCAAAAAAAAAAAACAGCUCAGAAUUGUAAUUUUUUUGGAGUACAAUAAAGGCCAAGUUCUGUUCAAUCAAUCAAGUUUUAGAUAUCAAGAAGUCAAACUAUAAUUUAAAUGUAAGAGACCAAAUUCCUUAGUUUAUAUAAGUACAUUUUUUUCUUAACAGCAAUUUAGAGAUGAAGUCCUUCAUAGCCUUCAAGAUGCACGGACGGAACGUGAAAUGGUAUUUAAAUUUAAAUCUGGCAUUUCUGGUAUUUAUAGAUUUCACAUCAGUUAAACCCUGCAGGUUAUAAAAUUUAGCCUAAUGAAUUAUAUUAUGGUUCCCCUUUCUCUGAAUAUUAUUGGCUGUUUAUAGAUCGCAUGACCAUGAAGGAAGAGGAUGACUGAUUGAUAGAUUGGUCCCAUAUGAUUGAUUGAUUGAUAGAUUGAUUGAUGGGUGUGGCUAAAUUAAGGUUCCAAGCAUUUCUGUGAUAAAUAGUUCCCCUAUUGCUUUGAGUAAGGGAUAAUUUUUCAAAUGUUUCCCUCUAGGGACCAGUCAUCAAGGGUAACAUUGUAUUAUGUUGUGUUUUGUUUUGUGUACUGUAUGUAAGUGUGUCAUUGGCUCGUGGCUUUUUUCUUAUAGCUUGAGCAACUUUUAGAGGAAAGUGCUGCCAGAGAAGUCGAGAAUAAUGAGUUGAUAAGAAAACUACUACAGGUUUGUUUUAUUUAUUAAUUAAUUACAUUUAUUUGAGCACAUUGUACUGCAGUAUGUUUUCCACAAGCAUUUAAGGAACACUGUUAUUCAAUAAAGGGAAGCUAUGGACAGCAAGCAUUUUUUGCAAUGUCAACAGGAUUAGCUGCAAGGAUAAUAUCUAGGAGUUGUCAUGAAGAUUGAGAUACAGCAUUUCAAUAUGGUGAUGUGCAAGACAAUCUCUUUCCUUUCUUUUCCUCAUUCUUCAUCUCUUUAUGGGCAUUCUUUUCAUUCAUCACAUUGAUCAUCUCGCACAACUCCACCUCCUCUUCACCCUUUUUUGUUCUCCCUUCAAUUUUGUUCUCCCUUCAUUUUGUUCUCCAUUUUUUUCAUCUGCACUGAUUGGGUGCUUGGAAUGAGCCUUUCAUUCCCCUUCAUCUUCUUCCUCCCAUUUAUUUCCCUCUUUCUUUCCUUCCUAUCCUCUUCUUCCCUCCCUUUUACCUCUCUCAUUGUCUCAACAUCUCUCCCUCUACCUUUUCUGUCCCCUUUUUCUCUUCCCUCUCCUUCUCCUUAAUAGCUUGAACCUUGCAUACAUGGCAUACAUGUAGCUGUUCAGAUGACGAGUGUGAUGAGGGAAUCCUUCCUUUGUAACCUUUGUGAGUUAAGAACCUUUUUAUUAAUCUUGCAGUAAUAAUCCUUAUUUUAAACAUUUUAGAUGAACCAGUGGAAGGAGGCUGAAUGUAAGAAAUUAAAAGAGGUAGAUUAUUCAAUUAAUUAAUAUACUAAAUAUGUUCAAUUUUUAAUGCAUGUAAUUUUUACUGUUAUGGCCUUGUGUAGCAGGGGUUACAACAGUGUUUACCAUCAAUCCUUUAGCAACACUUCCAAAUAUCACUUGAUACAAAAACAACUGAUGGCUGAUUAAUGUUAGGAAGAAAGUGUGUUUUGACACUACAUGUACAUUUUGCAAUUAUAGCUAUUGGUAAGCAUGUCAGUAACCAAUGGUGGCCAACCUAAGUGCUAUAACAGUAGUUCUGCUUUCAAUGGGAAUUUAUGUUACUGCCCUUAAAUUCUAACAUACACAUGUAUCUCAUUCGAUUUUCCAACCAAAUGUAUCUCAUCUCGCACUUGAGUGACAAAUUUUAACACUAUUUUUUGGUUUUAUCAACUGACUUGAUAAGAUGUAAAUUAAUUGGACACUGUAUGUGUAGGGUUCUGAGGGGUGCUGAAGCUGACAUUGCAAGCAUUAGCCCUGCAUAAGCCCUUUGCUCUGGUGAAAUGCUAGCGCUCAAAAUGCCAGCUUUAGCAACCAUUUAUGGUGGUCAAUUACUUUAUCAACUCAGUUGAUAAAACCUACUUAGCUUGUUAUAUUCCCUACUGACUCAGCAGCACAGUUAUGUUAGAUCUAACUUACCCCCUUUAUCAGCUUUAACACUGUAUUGCUUAUGCGACACAUUGAGAAACAGUUCUAAACUUUCAGGGCUGGUUAUUUACACAAGGUCUAACCCAAACUGUGGUUUUAUGCAAGCAGUGGGCCUCAGGGAUUCUCUAUGAGAGGGUUGAUUGAAUUAAAUAAAUGUACUUCGACUUUUAGCUUUGAGCCCUUACUUUGACUUUGUUCACAAAAAUAAAAGUUAAGACAAAAAGUUUGGGUAAAUUGAAGGUGGCUUAGAACGCAGUUUUGUUAAACAAUGGCUAAACUUUGUUUAAAUAACUGGCCCUUUGGGUUUCCUAUCAAGAUUGAUAUUAUAAUAAUAUUUAUUUAUUUACUUAUUUUUUUACAUUAUUGGGCUAAACAACUCAGCUGUGUAUGUUGACAGACUCUUAUUUCUGUAUUUUUGUUUCCAUGAAAGUGUUUUGAAUUUAUUUUUACAUCCUGUACCUACUUGCAGGACAUUCAAGAACAAGAUCAGGAAACUCUAAAGGGUGGUGAGGUAAAAUUGGUUUGAAAAUGUGAUUUGUUAAGUAAUAAAACAUGUAGCUGGUUUUGUUUGUUUGUUUUUUUUUCGGGUAGGUUUAAAUUUUUGUUCAAAAUCCAUUUCAUGAGUAUUAGGUUUCUUUUAAACCCUUUUAAGUAAAAUAAAGUACGUGUAAUGGACUCUGCACUAAAUUGGUUGGAUCUGCAGUUGUUCAUCGCUUACACAUAAGCCUUUAAUUUCUUUCAAUAAUAUCAUAUGAAACUGUGCGAUGCCGUGGCCCAAAUAUCCUUUUUGUUCACAAAAAUUCAGGUUGAACGAAACUGUGUUAAACAUACACCACACACUAACUUAGUCAUAGAGUCUGUCUCAUUCUUUUUUAUGUUGGGUACGAAUGCUGCCCUGAAUCGGCAUGCAAUCGUCAAACAAGCAAACAAAUUUUUUAAGAGAGGAAUUAAGUGAGAGAAUAUUAGAAAGUGAACUGUAAGUUUGAUUGGUAAUUUAGUGUUAAUUAACAACUGAGUUGAAAACGUAAAUUGGCCACCGUAAAGAGUUUAUAGGCUGACGUUUCCAGCGUUAGCCCUUCGUCAGAGCGAUUGCUCAUUCUAACGUCAGUCUUUAAACUCUUUACGGUGGCCAAUUUACGUUUUCAACUCAGUUGUUAACACUAAUUUACCUGUUAUACUCUCCUACCGACACAGCACCACCGUUUCUUUAGAAACUUACCCCCUUUAUUCAUUGAAAGUUUGAUUGACUUAUAAUAUUUAAUUUCUUUUGACAAGGUAAUAAACUUUGUCACGGAUAAGCUGAAUAAAUAUCGAGAAGAAUACCAAGAAAGGGUACAGGAAGAAGCAACGCAAGCAUUUCUGAAAGCUAAGACCAAUACAACGAAGAAAAUGGAACAUAUGUUGGCGAAAGAAAAGCAGAGUGAAAACUUUGAAACGUUCCAUCGCAAAGGAAAAAAUCAAUAGAGAAAGAUUGAGUAAAAGGAAUAAAGAUCUGUGCAAGGUGAGGUGUCAGUGUUGUAUGACAUGUGUACUUAAACGUGUCUCUCUCUCAAAUUAAUAUAGGCAAUAACAUGAUUUCGAAUGCAAUUUGAUGUCAAUAAGCACGAGAGGCAACAAAAUUGUACAAGCCCGUAUAGGCAAGUGCAAUUUUUAGUCUUUCAAAAAUUUACAAUGUACAUGAAAAAACAUCACACAAAGUGAAGACAGGCGAAAUUUUGAGAGCGUGCGCGCGCUAUUUGUAAUUUACAACUCUGUUACAACUUUGCACUCGCGUUACAACUUUGUACUCCAGUUAUAUGAGAAUGCACACGUUUUCAGCGAAUCAGAACCGCGUAAUUUUUUCGUGUACAUUAUUAUAGUUUGUUUGUGCACGGUUGGCGUGAUUUUAACCCUCUUCGCCCAAACAUCGGUAUGCAAAUCCUCCAUAUUGUUCUUCAUACAUUUCUCUAUAAAGUCCUGACAAGGAGAAUUUGUUCACAAUCAAGAGUUUCUUUUUUCGGUGAUCACUUCCUCUAAUUUUUAUGGCCUUCAUCUUUGAUCCAGGGUUGAUAUUGUUGGGAGAAAUUAGAUGCCAGUCACUCUUAAUGGUUGAGAGUGAUAUGUUUAAAGAUUGUAAGGCACUUAAAAAAAAACAUUUGCCACUCAAAUGAGGAGUACCUGCAGUGCUCCACGCCUUUUGCGCAUGGCCAGGUUACUGUGCUUUUUUCAAACUGGCACCUUCCAUAGUUAAGAGUUAAGUAGUUGCGUUAAUUUCAAGAUUCUUCAACUGUGGUAAGUCGUAGAUUUGAACGACGGAGAUAAAAAUGGUUUUUUUUCUAGAUUGUACCUCUCCUUUACGAAAUCAAACAGUUAUGAUAAUAACACUGUCUUGUUAGAGGUGGGAAGAGACUCUUAAUUUAAGCUGAAUCAAAACUUGAGCUUAGAAUUGGUGGUAUUUAAAUAUUUGAAAACAACGUUUCAGAGAAAUCGUCAGAUGUGGGCUCGUGUCAAUAACUUGGGUGCAAAGGCUGUGACAAACUUUCCCACUGCCGGUACAUCCAGAUGUUUGGAGGCAAGAGAUGAUGAACAGUCAUGGAGCACUGUAAGUUAACAUAUCAUAGAAUUGCAUUUAGGAUGACCUUUGUGUUAUGACUUGCUGUAUGCGGUUAUUUUGUUAGAACACUCUUUGAUAGAAGAGCCCAAAAUUUAUCAAUACUAAGCAAUUGGCUACACUUUCUAUUGGUUUAUCGGCAUGAUAACCCACUUGGGGUGCUGGGAAAACAUGAGAUAAGUUUAAAAGUUUCUUACAUCUCUUUCAAAUUAUACUUUGUUUGUACACAGUUAGUUUGAUUUUAACCCUUUCGACGCCCUAACAGCGGUAUGCAUCUCAAUAAUUUUUUCUUAUAUUUCUUCAUAAGAUCCUGGCACGGAAAAUUUGUUCAUAACUAAGAACUUAUUUUGUUAGUGAUAGUUUCUUCUAUUCUCAUGACCUUCAUCUUUGAUUCAAGAGGAAUUUUGUGAGGAGAAAUUAGAUGUCAGUCACUCUUAGCGGUAAAGAGUGAUCGGUUCAAAGAUUUUAAGGUACUCAACCAAAAAUCAUUUUUGACUCAAAAGAUAAUUUUUUCUGCGAUAACCAGAGCUGUAACUUUGUUUGUUUGUUUGUUUUUUUUUUUUAAAUGGCGCCUUGUAUGGUGAAGGAUUAAGCAGUUAAGUUACUCAUUACAUUCUCAAGCUGCGGCAAGUUGUAGAUUUUGAACGCAUACUUGCUGACUACGAAGAUGAAAAUGUGGUGGUUUCUAAUCCUAUAUCCAAUAUCUAUCCUUUAAGAAAUCACUGCCAUUACUUCGAUCCAUAGGCAAUGUUGCAAUUAUCUGUAAUGUGCUAGAGGUGGGAACAGACACGGAGUUUAAGUUGAAUCAAAACUUGAGCUUAGAUUUUAAAAUAAUCAUUAAUGUGUUGAUACGAAAACAAUGUUUCAGAGAAAUCGUCAGCUGUGGGCUCGUGUCAAUAAUUUGAGUGCAAAGGAGGAGAGAAACUGUACGUUUGCUGGUACAUCCAGUUGUGGUGAGGCAAGUGGUGACGAGCAGUCAUGGAGCACUGUAAGUUUACAUAUCACAGAACUUCAUUUGGGAUGAACUUUGUGAUAUGGCUUGCUGUACGCGGUUACUUUGUUAGAUCGCCCUUUGAUUUAAGAGACCAAAAUAGUGACAAUGUCUAAGUAAAAAAUUCCUUAACUUUGGAAAUUCCACAACUUUUUUAGGAUGUGGUUGUUGCUAUGGUUAUUGUGAUCAAUUCUGUGAUUGGUGGAUUUGACCGAAAGAACUAGGUAUGAUUGGUUGCUUCAACUGUCCGAUUACAGCCAGCUGUCCGUUUACACUGUCCGAUUAUAACUCUACGGAAUAAUUAGUGAAAAGUAAAGCAGCUACUGCACCAAUCACAUUUGAGGAAGUUGUAAUGGUUAUGAUUAAAAUAAAGAAGUGCAGAAUAAUACAUGGGCGCGAAAGGCGAGUGACGUGUCAGCAGCAGAUUGGCGAUAUCAGACACACGUGGAAAAUACGAUACUUUUUCACGUGUGUUUUUCCGGCUUUUCUCAGUGCUGGAAAUCCUUGAUUAAUACCGUAGUUUAUAUGAUAAGUAUUAACUUCGUGAUCGGCCUCGCUCACCAUGGAGUCUUUGUGGCUCAGUGGUGUAGCAUCGGAGCGUGGAAUCCGAAGGUUUGAUGUUCGAUUCCUCAGAACUCAGAACUCAUAAUUUUCUCUUUGUCCCACGCUCGUGAUAAGACAAAAACAAUGUUUCUCUAGGAUGUAAAAAUGUUCAAACGUUCUGUGCUGAAACUUUUAAAUCCCUACUUUUCGUAGCACCGCACUUAGGACAAUCCAAGCCUUUCCAUAGAAACUGGGGUUUAAAUAACUGGGAGGUUAACUAUAACCAUCACAUGCCUGGAAUUUUUUUUUCAUGAUUUUUCUUUGUUCCUGCGUCUUAGGUCUCAGAUGAAGAGGAAGCCGUUGAAAGCCCGCCUGAGAGACGACCAUCUAUUACUUAGAGAACAACAGCUUCUAUUUUGUUCUCCUUUAUUGUUAAGCUACAACAACUGCGGAAUUAGUAAACCUUCUUAACUAGAACCUCCCUCAAUUACGCGCCCUCCUCCUUUUUAGUAGAAAUUUUGAAUUAGCUCCCGGACGCUCAUCCGCGGAAGUGCAGUGUAUAUGUUUGUUUGUUUGUUUUUUUUUUAAUUCCUUGGAAAUUGAAAAAUAAGAAGUAUAUUCGUAUCGUAGAUUGGUUUAGUAAUACCUGAAAGGUAUCGUUGAAUAUGUGAAUGAUAAUAGAGACUUUCAUCGUGAAGAAUUAAUCAAUUACGUUUGAAAAGAGUUUACCCUUCGUCAUAUUUUCUAGAGUUUUUAUUUAGGAUAAUAAUUAAUUACGAUUUAAUAAGGAUUGUCCUGGCUGGACGUUAAAAAUGCUGAUUGUUUCUUGGUGCUGAUAGAGUUUAAGGCGUAAAAAUUAACUGUUUUGUGACUGUAGUCAUUUUUAAUUAAUGGUAUCAUAAGUGAGUUAUAGAUAAUAGCUGUAUUAUAAAUAUCUAGGAAUUUCUAUGCUGACUUGUAUGCUAUGGAACUUUCUGGAAUGUAAUAAUGAUGUAAUGCUACCAAAAUAGUCGUGUUGUAAGCUUCCGGGAUUCUUUAGAAUGCUUUGUAACUGUACAUAAGGACUUAGUCGCGUAGUAUGAGUUGUUGUUGGUGUGAAAUAUUUGUAAAGCUGAACCGAGAGAGGGUUAGAGUGGAAUAUUGUUCAUUCCAAGGAACUUUGGAGAAAACUGU
This is a messenger RNA of Pocillopora meandrina, 14879 nucleotides long. The record is from the annotation of a GenBank genome assembly. NCBI's taxonomy places the organism in Eukaryota, Metazoa, Cnidaria, Anthozoa, Scleractinia, Pocilloporidae.